AUGUCUCGGUCGAAUGUCUCAUACGAUGCCCCAGUCUAUGACCUAUUCCCUUUCCAUGAUGUCCAUUUAGUCCUUCUCAGCGUACUGUAUGGGAUCGCUUUCAUAGCAGGGACCCCAGGCAACUCUCUGGUGAUCCUGGCCGUGCUUCUCUCCAAAAAGCUCCGCACGACCACCAACACCUUCGUGGUGAAUCUCAGCGUGGCGGACCUACUGACCUGUCUGGUGUUAAUACCGGUAAACGCCAAUGUCAUAAGUACAUUAUAUUUUGGGAUCGGUGACCUACAGGUCGGGCUCACUCUGCUCUUGGUGACCGGUUUCAUUUUAUACACGACUCUCGGCUGCAGCAUCCUCACAUUGAUAUGCAUCGCCCUUAACCGCUGGUUGCUGAUCACACGACCACUUACCACCUAUCAAAAGGUCUACACGCCGAAGAAAAUCGCCGUGUGCCUGAUGUUCGUUUGGGUGAUACCAAUAGUAUUUGUCCUUACUUUAGGUUAUUCGGGGCUUGGUAAGCGUUACUUCAUCGUAGUGCUAGCAGUUGCAAUGUUUCCGAUCCCUCUGACCGUCAUCAUUGCCUGCUACGUUCUCAUCUGGAGGCGUAUCAACCGCCAGGUGAGGAGCAUGGCAAGCUCCAGCCAUAUACCCGAGGUAUCCAAUGAGCCCAUAACCCACAACUCUACGGAGACACAACUCGAUGACAUCCCGACUGACAGCACCCAACCCCAAGCCAGGUCGAAUUCCGCAAUGACGACCGGUAACGACCAACUGAGUCGCCAUCAGAUCCAAAUAACCAAGAACAUGUUCUACGUCGUCUGUGCCUUUGUGCUGUGCGUGGGUCCAUACGCCAUAAGCCUGGUACCGGCAAUUACUGACAUUAAGUUCGUCCUUGUCAGUCAGUAUGCAUCUGCAAUCCUAGUGUUUAACAGUUGCAUCAACCCCUUGAUCUAUGCGACCAAGCACCGUGACUUCAAGACCGUCUUCCGCUGCAUCGUAAGUCGCCAGUGGGACGACAUCCCGGAACCCUCGGAUUUUCUGAAGGCCGUGAGACGGAGCAAAUGCUGCGGUCGGAGCAAUCCUGUGUGA
Patiria miniata (bat star) is the source of this 1083-nucleotide messenger RNA. Its product is annotated as octopamine receptor beta-1R-like. The transcript has a single exon. The record is from RefSeq and is a predicted model, not a curated record. Bases 1 to 1083 code for a protein of 360 amino acids. Gene Ontology annotation, cellular component: membrane. Gene Ontology annotation, molecular function: G protein-coupled receptor activity. Gene Ontology annotation, biological process: G protein-coupled receptor signaling pathway. NCBI's taxonomy places the organism in Eukaryota, Metazoa, Echinodermata, Asteroidea, Valvatida, Asterinidae.